Messenger RNA from Magallana angulata, 3722 nucleotides. RefSeq lists its product as uncharacterized. The transcript is spliced from 18 exons. Bases 72 to 3596 code for a protein of 1174 amino acids. NCBI's taxonomy places the organism in Eukaryota, Metazoa, Mollusca, Bivalvia, Ostreida, Ostreidae. Gene Ontology annotation, cellular component: extracellular region. The record is from RefSeq and is a predicted model, not a curated record. Gene Ontology annotation, molecular function: chitin binding.
AUAUAAUCUGACCAAGAAGAGGAAGAAGAACAACAACUACCAGCAAUUGGAGACAAGACUCAGGAAGAACCAUGAUGAACUCGAUAUUUACUUUUAUUAUCAUUGGAACUCUAUUUCAAAAAGUUGAUUCGGAACGAAACGAUUGCUAUAUUGUGGGCGAAGAGAAAAACAUAUACACCGGAAGCAAAUCCACCACCAUCACUGGAAGGACUUGUCAGAGUUGGUCGUCCACUGUCCCUCACUCCCACAAUUACUUGAACAAUCCGGAAGCGGAGGGCAACUAUUGUCGAAUACUCACUGAUAGUAAACCCUGGUGUUUUACAGUAGACAAGAGUGUUCGAUGGGAAUACUGUGGAAUUCCGGAAUGUUCUAAACCGAAAAUUAUUCAACCCAAAUUCAUCAAACCCCCAGAUGUCGAUUGCUACGAGAAAGGUUCCUUGUACAAGGGCAAUGUUUCUGUUACAUUCACUGGACUCACCUGUCAAAGGUGGGACAAGCAGACUCCACAAAAACACAAACACUCAGGUAACCCGGAUGCAGACGAAAACUACUGUCGAAUAAUCAAUGAUAAGCGGCCUUGGUGCUACACGACUGACAAGGACGUCAGAUGGGAGUAUUGUAUGGUGCCCGAUUGUGAGUCUGUUAGAAUACUUGAAGAAUUGAGGUCUGAUUUAAAACCACCAAGCUCACGUACAAGAGAUGAUAUGACAAGUCAAAAUAUUCCGAUGACACAACUACCAGAGAACCUUGGAGCAAUAACUUUACCCACUGAAGAAACAACGGAGGCCCCCACAAACACUGAGGCAUCCACAGAGAAGCCUAGUGUUACCAGACCACCGAAUGGAAAUAGUCCAAAAGGAGCUUCAACUAUCAAAGACAAAAUAACAACUUCCGGUCCAGGAACUAUGUACGUAACAGACGCUGAAGUCAAAACAUAUCCAGCUACUGCAGCUUCAAGAAAACUGACCAAAUCUCUGUUGAUAUCAAUCGCAGACCCUGUUCAAACAGAGAAUACUGAUUUAAACCCCAAAGUAUCUAUAAAAAGAGACCGUUACGUUAGCGACAUCAACAAAAAGAUCAGCAUAAACUGUGUCGUGGAGCCAAACAACCAGGAUCUGGCAAUUCACUGGUACAAGGACGGUUCAAUGAUGGUGAAUAGAGGGUUAAACAUUCGAACAGGGUCUAUUCUGAUUCUAAAGAACGUUCAAAAAGAAGACACGGGUCUAUAUACUUGUGAGGCGGGAAAUAGCAGGGCCUUCUCUACUGUUCUUGUCGGGGGAGCAACACUCGAUAUAACAACGCCUUCUUCUGAGCGAUUAGCAGAAAAAACAGAAACAACCACUGAAAGUUAUCUUACGUCAACGGAAGAUUCCACUACAACAGCCGAAGAAACAGAGACCUAUCCUACAACCAUCAUAGAUGACGUUAGUACUACAAUUUCUGUAAUACCUUUACAACCAAAUGUUGAUGUGGAUUCAGAACCCUUCAACCUAUCUUCGCCGUCAACGACAGAUUUACCUGCACCAUCAACUACACAGUUACCACCCCAAUCAACCACUGAAUUCAAACCAUCAUCAACGACACAAAUACCUAUUUCAUCAACGACAGAAUUCAAACCAAUAUCAACGACGCAAUUACCUAUUUCAUCAGAGACAGAUUUCAGACAAUCAACAUCGACGGAAUUCUCCCAACAAUCAACUACGAAGUCUGAUAUUCCGAUCGAUGAAGCUGUAGCUAUUGAGAAAGAAAUCCAAACAACCCCCGAAACGUUUCCCGUCUCUACCACAAAGAGUACGGAUGAUGAUUUAAGAAUUGAAGUAAUAACUGAAAGAGUUCAAGAAAAGAUUUUAACAACAACCAUCCAACCGGAUAUUUCUACGCAAAGACCAACGAGAGCUCCAAGAAUAUUCACAACUCCACUUGCUAGAAAAAAAUAUAUACCACCACCAAUUCCAACAGAGAAACAAUGGAUUUCAGCAAAUGCAAACAGGGAAGCCACAAAAAAUCUUACAAAUGUGGUUUCAUACACUGUUGUACCGUCUUCAAGUAUUGACAAGAAAAACAUUUCCAACCAAAGGAAACCCGUUCACCAGGUUGUGACCGUACCUGUCCUAAUCACAACCCCAAGGGUGAUAACUAAUCAAGUAUCACGUAAAAAUGCUCAGCGUUACAUAUACGUGAAACAUUCCGGUAAAGGUGCUGAGUUAUACCAAAACGAGGAUGAUAUGAAAAUGCAGAACAGAUAUCGGUAUUUUCCAGAAUCAGAUGCAUCAUAUAUAAAUGAAGUAUCACGGCAAUAUUCGGGAACGAUGGAUAACAAUGGUUGUAAGUCCAAAUGUGACGGUGAAAGCAACUGCUAUCUUGAGUACAAUUGUACUCACUACCAACACUGCUUUGAACGGGAUAGGGGAGACUGCACAUGCGUGUUGAUGACAUGUUCGUUUGGUACAUACUGGAAUCAAGCCAUCCAUGUCUGUGACUCUAUCUCUAAUGUCGAAUGUGAACAAGAUCCCUGUAGAUCCAUGGACAAGUAUUCUACCUAUGCUAGUGGAUUUAACUGUAGAAGCUACUAUCAGUGUAAUAGCAGAGGCCGUUCCAUGGCAAUGUGCUGUAAAAAUAAUGAGUCAUUCAAUCCUGAUUUGGGAAAAUGUGUCAGGGAUUAUACCUGUAAGAUUGAUUGCACAGCCCGCCAAUUUCACCAGGCAGGAAACAGACCGUCUUAUUCUAGCUUUAGAGAAACUCAAAGAGAAGUACAGCGAGACCUUAAAGUCAACGUAAAAGUCACAGAAACGUAUGAAUUGUGCUAUUUGCGACCAGUCAAGAAUCGCCCAACAAAAUACUUCAACAAUGUCUUCAAAAUAGAACAGGAUUGUCCCCCUGGGACUGUUUUUAAAGCUGAUAUCUGUGUUUGUGGGAUAUCGUUAAAAAUUUCGCGUGAAAUCCCAAUACCAUUGUUUUCGCAAGUAUGCGAAGAGAAUAUCAAAAUAGAUUUUUCUGGAGAUCGAGUUAUAAACACCGCUUCACGACCAGACUACAUACAAGCGAACGAUGUUAGUGUUGUUUCCAGCUAUGGUCUGUUCAACGGAAAAACGUCUCAAAUAUUUUCUGAGCGGUUCUAUGCAGUAACAUUCCGUCGUCUUGAGAUUGAGUUACUCUUUUACUCAGAUGACACUGGCGGACCAGAACAUCAGAUUCUGGUCUCCAAUUGCGAUUCUAUGGCCAGACCCUUAGGCAUUCCUGAACUAGGUCCGAAUAAGAAGCCAUCUUUAGCCAUCAUUCUGUCUAGAAGUACUGGAACUUUAACCUUUUUAGGAUAUAGUGAAUACUCGAGACCUGCUAUAAUACGUUUACCGUACUCGAAAAAUAGUUGGAAUAAUGCAAAAUUGAGGUAUGAUGGAUCAACGUUCGAGGCAAGGGUAAAGAACGUAGACCAAUACGGCAAAAUGAUUGAGGUUAAAGAUACAAAGCCAUUAACAGGCAGAUUAGCAGUUUCUGUACAACCCUUAAGAAUAGGACGAUGCUCUCAAUUUGACGCCUUUUAUGGAUACCUUGACUUUAUAAAAAUGUAUAACAACUGUGUACCGAAGAAAACCUGAAUUCCAGAGAUCCCUACUCUAUAAUCAUUUUCGUUUUUAUAUUAUUCAUCAUCAGUUAUUUAUUGGACACUAUGCGCAUCCAUUUUUGUUUUAUGAAUGUCUGUUGUUUUUUUUUAUAUUAUUAAA